Molecule: messenger RNA, 2055 nt
Organism: Thermothelomyces thermophilus ATCC 42464
Lineage: Eukaryota; Fungi; Ascomycota; Sordariomycetes; Sordariales; Chaetomiaceae
Exons: 2
Coding region: 1-2055 (684 amino acids)
Molecular function (GO): ATP binding; metal ion binding
Source: RefSeq, a predicted model, not a curated record
AUGGCUCUCGGGGUUCUCCCAAGUCAGGUCCAUGGCUGGCCUCUCUGUCUCGGCGAUUCGGACGCAGAGUCCUCCUCGGCGCCUCUCGAUACUCCCCCCUCGCCCUUGAGUGCUGCAAACGGUAACCGCGCUAAUGGGGUCGGCAACGGCCAUCGCCCACACCCGGAUCCUCCCUCGCGAUUCGUCGAGGCCCUUCAGACCCUAGGCCUUGGCCCGUCCAAUCGGUCCCAUGCCGGAGUCUCGGUAUUCACUGCUGUUCUGCCCGCAACUGACGGCUACGUCGCCCGCUCCGACUUUCUGCAGCUCCGCCUCCAGGACUUCCCAUUCCCCAUCUCCAAGAUCCAGCACUGCGUAGAACCGCUGAAAAAGUAUACAGCCCGCAGGUCGUCACCAGCGGCCUCGGUCAACUCGGAGGACGGGUUGGCCGAGCUCAUUGAGCAGGCAGCGGGCGUGAUCCAAUGGGGCGACCUGGAGGCUUCCGUGUCCAUCCUCCAGCUCCAAGAGUAUCUUCUUGGGCUAACGCACGAGCUGCGGGACCGCCUCAACAACGCUCCCUGGCUCACCCCGCGCCCCAUCCCCCGCAGGCGGGUGGCCCUCAUCAGGGGCCGGCCCAACCUGACGGCCGGCGGGCACGUCUACCGUGCCGCGAGGGCACUGGGGAUUGACCUCGUCAUCGUCGACGACGAAGGCCACUGGCUGCAGCCCGACACGGACGACAACCGCCAGCACCGCGAGGCUUUCCUCGCCGUCGAUAUGACCGAGGACGCGGGCGUCGCCGACCGCAUCGCCGACGCCAUCGCGAGCUACCCGCUGCCAAUCCACGGCGUCUUCACCCUCUCCGACAACUUCUUCGUCACCACCGCCCGCGUUGCCGCCCUCCUCAACCUCCCCGCCAACCCGGUCUCGGCCUUCGAGAUCUCGGUCGACAAGCACCGCUCCCGCCAGCUCCAGGACGCGCCCGGCCACACCGCCCGCGUCUCCAGCGUGGACGACCUCGACGCCCUCCUGUCCUCGGCCACCUUCACCCCGCUGUACCCGCUCAUCGUGAAGCCGACAAAGGGCUGGUCGUCCGAGUGCGUCAGCAAGGUGUCGUCCCCGGCCGACCUCGCCCCGGCCGUGGCCAAGGCCACCGCCCGCCACGGCAGCGCCGCCGUCAUCGAGCCAUUCUUCGACGGUCCGGAGAUCGACGUCAACUUUGUCAUGCUCGACGGCGAGGUACUCUUCUGCGAGGUCGCCGACGAGCCGCCCUGCCAGGCCGACCGGCGCGACGCCAGCGUGCUCGACACCUUCAGCCCCGAGGCGCUGACCAUGCCGAGCGCCCUGCCCGCACGCGAGCAGGCCCUCGCCAGGGACACCAUGCGCGACGUCCUGGUCCGGGCCGGGUUCCGCACCGGAGUGUUCCACGUCGAGGCCAGGAUGGUGAGCUCGGCCGUGGCCUACGGCGAUGCCGGCGAAGGGGUGGUCGAUCUCGUGCCCAAGACGAGGAAAUAUGGGGAUGAGGAGGAGCAGAAGCAGAAGCAGAAGCGAGGGCAGGAGGACGGAGAAGAGAAGCCGGAGAAGGCGGCCUGCAAGCUGCUCGAGAUCAAUGCGCGCCCGCCCGGGUACCGGGUCAGCGUGCCGUCGGGGCACACGUACGGCGUGGACUUCUUCGCGGCGCACAUGCUCGCCGCCGUGGGGGACCACGACCGGCUGCGGCUGGCGGCCCGGCCGUUCGACCACGCGCAGGAGGGCAGGACCCGGGGCGCCCAGUACUGGUCGCGGCUCGUCUACGUGCCCGCGCCCAGGGCGGGCGUGGUCCGGUGGCCGUCGGGCCUGUCCCCCUGCGAGGAGCUCAAGAAGCGGCGGCCGGACCUCAGGGACAGGAUCGUCGUCGCCGUCGACUACUGCGUCCCCGGGGAGCGCGUCGGCCUGUACACGGACGGCGCGAGGACGUACGUCGCCCACCUGCUGGUCUGCAGCAGGACGAGCAGGAGGGAGGCGAUCCAGAUCGGAGAGGAGGUGCUGAGGGAGUUCUACAUCGAAAUCGAUGGCGGCGAGACGGAGAAUGGCAUGUAA